Molecule: messenger RNA, 2740 nt
Organism: Nerophis lumbriciformis (worm pipefish)
Lineage: Eukaryota; Metazoa; Chordata; Actinopteri; Syngnathiformes; Syngnathidae
Gene: adpgk
Product: ADP-dependent glucokinase
Biological process (GO): glucose metabolic process
Cellular component (GO): endoplasmic reticulum
Molecular function (GO): ADP-specific glucokinase activity
Source: RefSeq, a predicted model, not a curated record
CGGAAGUGUGGCUGGCUGUGCGCUGUGACGGUGGCGGCGGUGGUUGUUCAGCGCCUUCCUUCAUGACUCCGACCUUCGCCGCCGUCUCCAUCCUCCUGCAGCUUUAACGCUCUUCAUGUGGUCUUCCGGGAAACGACAAACACUUUCUUAGCGAGAAAAGUUUGAAACCUGCUCGCCCACGGCUGUGCAUCAUGUGGAGGAAGGCCUCGGUUGCGGCCCUCCUGGCGCUGGCGGUCGGCUACCUCUACCACGGCGGCCCGGAGUUGCCCGAGCAGCUUCUCCAGUACAUCAGCCUGCCCGGCUUCCAAUCGUCCCAGCAGAGCCAGCGGCACGUGGAGCGGGUCAUUUCUGACGCCUGGGACUCGCUGAUCACGUUGCCUGUGCGGCAGUGGAGCCGAGUGGCCGUCGGUGUCAACGCCUGCGUGGACGUGGUGUUGUCGGGCGUGGGUCUGCUGCAAGCGCUGGCGGUGGACCCCGGCAGUGGCCUGGAUCAUGAAGUCCUGCACUCGAAAGAGGACCUGAAGGAAGCCUUCAUCCAUUAUAUGGAGCGCGGGGCGGCCGCUGAGCGUUUCUUCAGCGACAAGGUGGCGUUCCAGAGGAUUGCCAGAGCAGCUGCCGAAUAUCCCAAUGCCAAGCUGUAUGUAGGAGGGAAUGCCGCCCUCAUCGGGCAGAAACUUGCAACCUAUCCUGACCUCAUGGUUUUGUUAUGUGGACCAGUUGGACCCAAACUUCACGAGAUGCUGGAUGAGCAGAUCGUUGUUCCGCCAGGUUCGCUCCAGGAGACGGAUGAAUAUCAUCUUAUACUGGAGUACAAAGCAGGUGAGCAGUGGGGUUCAACUCGGGCGCCUCAAGCUAACCGCUUCAUCUUCUCGCACGACGUAUCCAACGGCGAGAUGAGCUCGCUGGAGACGUUUGUGACGAGCCUGGAAGAGUUCCAGCCGGAUUUGGUGGUCCUGUCCGGGCUCCACAUGAUGGAGGGUCAGGGCAGGCAGAUGUGGGAGGAACGUCUCAAAGAGGCAGUGGCAGCCAUAUCAGACAUUCGUAAAGACAUUCCCAUUCACCUGGAGCUGGCCAGCAUGACGGACAAAGACUACAUGAACAGCAUCAUGCAGGAGCAGUUCAUGCCCAUUGUCAGCUCCAUCGGGCUGAACGAGCAGGAACUGCUGUUCCUGUCGCAGGCCGGCGGCGGGCCACACGCUCACCUCAGCACCUGGAAGGGCGUCCCCGACGUGGGCCAGGUCAGCGACAUCCUCUUGUGGAUUCUGGAGCGCCACGGCCGCAGCGACCCCUCAUCAGAGGCCGACCUGACCCGCGUCCACUUCCACACCCUGGCCUACCACGUGCUGGCCACGGUGGACGGCUACUGGGGCAACCAGGCGUCGGCGGUGAUGGCGGGGGCUCGGGUGGCCAGCAGUCAGGCGUGCGGCGUGCAAGCGGUGGACGUCAGCAAGGUGGAGCUGAAGGCGCCGCUCCAUUUUCACAGUUCACACUCGGAGCCCCGGGAGUCGCUGUCACUCGACCCUGCGGCCCCGGUGGCGGUGUGGCGUCGGGGAAACGUCACCUUCCACCUGACGCCGGUGCUGGUCUGCAAGCUGCCGCUUCGGACAGUGGGACUCGGCGACGCCAUCUCAGCGGAGGGACUUGUUUACUCGGAGUUAACGAGCCAGCAGCACGUCUGAUGCUGCCUGCAGUCAGACCAUCCAGGUGAUGGGCUGAAGGUGAGCCUGCUUCUGCGUCUUCCUCUACGCUUUCAAAUCCUGCCUGUGGACACGUCCUGCCUCCCUCUGUUGUCUGCCGGGUCUUCCUGUGCUGACACGGACUGUGGGCGAUAGUGGGACUUCUUUGAAGUGGCUCAACAAUUUUAUCUGGGUAUGUGUGCCUUCACAGAGGUCAAUAUCUUCACCAAACUAAGGCUAACCUUGUCCACACGAACACACAUAUUGAAAAUAUUUUCCAUUAUUUCUCAUUACCACCAUCAAAUUUGAAGCAUUUAUCUCCAUUUAAAAAAAAAAAUUCUGAAAAACAAACUAGCAAAAAAAAAACAUUUCUAAAUGGGUGCAUCCACCAAAGUGAAACAAUGUACAGUGGAACUUUGAUUUACGAACUUAAUUGGUUUUUGACAGGGUUCGCUAGUAGAAAAAUUUGUAUAGUGAAGCAAAUUUCUCCAUAAGAAACCUUCUGAAUAUAAAUAAUGGGUUCCUUGAUAAAAGUCCAUAUUUUAGUUAAGGUUUGAACACAAUAUAAAGUGCCAUACGGUAUUUUAUAUCAAACAAACAUAACAAGGGGGUGAUGCAUUAACUCUUUAUUAACAAGCCAAACCAACAACAACAUGCUGCUGUCCUGUAUGCGCUGCUCUGCCAAUAAGUGCACGUACACAGAAGACCCUUUGAAGCCCUUACAAACGAUCAGAAAUCACAAAAAUCCUUAACUUUAUACAACAAUAUUGCUACAAUAAUCAGCAUUUCAAAAAGUAAAAUCCACUUACAUUAAAAGUAAACUGCCCUUUUAUUUAAUUUUGCCUACCGUUUACAAUAUUUGUGUAACGGAAGAACAAAUGUUUUUCUUUUUUUCAAUGCCAACAAACAUAAUGAAACAUAACUCGCCGUACAAUGUCUGCUGUCAUUAGGAUGUUGACUGCUAUGAUGUUCAUAUAUUCCCAUUUAGAUAAAGAAUGAGUCAUAAUCUUCGCGAAGAAAAAUGGGGUAAAACUAAGCGUCUUUUCGUGUUUUUCUAGCCAUUU